Messenger RNA from Scatophagus argus, 4505 nucleotides. RefSeq names its product interleukin-1 receptor type 1-like. The transcript is spliced from 11 exons. The coding region runs from base 1492 to 3219 and encodes 575 amino acids. The record is from RefSeq and is a predicted model, not a curated record. Lineage: Eukaryota; Metazoa; Chordata; Actinopteri; Scatophagidae. Gene Ontology annotation, molecular function: interleukin-1 receptor activity. Gene Ontology annotation, biological process: signal transduction.
AACUGGCUUCCAAAGACUUAAAACCUAGCUGAGAUUGUAAUAAUAAUGUAAUGAUGCAGUUGCAAAAACAAUGUUUUACCACUUUGCAUAGUGCUAGGUCAUCAGUGAGUCUUGAGGUUUUUAGGAAGAAGCACAUAUUAAAGAGGAAGUAAAAGACCAAAAAACACAAAAUGUUGUCAUUUUUUAGAACUUAAAAAAAUUAGGUGUAUGCGCAAUUUGACAUACUGUUAAAGCCUGCAGAAUUAUUUUCUGUAGCAAAAGCGGUUCAGUGCCCUAUAUUUGAACCACAAGCUGUACUGAGCUGGGGGUGAAUCAUUGCGAAGCACCUUUACUUUUCUACUGAGCGGAAAUUUAAUACAGAUCAGAGGACUAGUGGAAACAAACUGCCAUCUUUAAGUCAACGCUCAGGUCAGGUGAGUUAGAAAUGAUCAAAACCUGUCUACCCUUUCCUGUUGUAGCCCUUUAAGGAAUUUUACUUUGUACUCUGUGUGACAAUGAUGGGGUCAUGUUGAGGUUUAGAAUUGUUCAGUGGGAUGAUAAGUUGACAUAGUACAUUUUUUAUUUCUCCACCAGUGUAUCUCUUAUAAUGCCAUGUUUUUUCAGUGGUUACUUUGGUGCCUUUUGCCACCCAAUACUGCACCUAUAACCGACAGUUUUAUAUCACAGCAAAUGUGUUUAUAGGACUCACUGCCGAUGUGUUUUCUUAGUGGUGCUACAAACUUGUCUUGUAUAACUUGCAUAACUUUGUCUAGGGAAUAUUCAGAAAAAGGAAAAAAAAACACUAAUAACAAAACAUCCUCUUUAACAAUUUCUAAGAUAUCUUUAAUGUAUUGAUGAAAAAGUGUAAGCUUUUCAUUUAAUUUGCAGUUCACUGGUGCCCCUCACACUGUUUGCAUAUCUGCAUACUGGUGUUCAGCCAAUUAGCAAUUUCAAGUGCAAUACUGUAAAACAUACCACAAUGCAAAUUUAGAACAAAAGUACUAUAAUGAAUGGCCUUUGAGACUUUUGAAUCAGUUCAUCAAGAUAACAGAGAGAUUACAGAGAUAAAAAGGAGAGACAGAAAAAGAGAGAGACUGACAGUAAGAAACCUUUCUUGAGAUCAGCGCCGUUGCCUGUCAUUUGGGUACCCUAAGCACAAAUGCUUUGUGGUGCCAUAUCGUUACUAGUACCCAGCUUAUUGUGCUGAUAUUUUCACGAGCCUGAACUUUUGGUGCCCCCGCCGGCACUUGGUGCCCUACGCGCUGUGCGUAACGUGCGUGUGCGGAGCAACAGCGUUGCUUGAGAUGUUUUGUCUCUUCCAAAUAAAUGUCUGUCAGUGGAAGUUCCUGGGACUUUACUUGGACUGUUUUGGUCCCGCCUUCCUAGUGUCAGCUGUGGAAACUCCAUCUCUCGCUUCUCUUUAUAGAAGUCGGUUCAGUCAGUUCCCCCCCCCGCCAGGAAGGCUUAUCUACGGCAGACAUGGCUCAGAGCAUGAGCCUCAGAGCAUGAGCCAUGUCUGUUUUCUUUGUUAGUCGUCUUUUUUUGUUUUUUAAUUGUCUUAUCCCACAGACACGGACUAUGGCAGCUGCAGGAUGGGUCUUCUUGCUGGUUGUCCUGCUGUCUCAGGCUUUAGCUGUCGCACAUUACCACAGCAGGGACACAGACACCUACUAUGUCAGUGCUGGCCACCUUUUCCUGCUGAGGUGCCACAUUGCUGAUGCUCACACCAACGUGACCUGGAGCAGAGAGGGGAGCCAAAGGCAGAGUCUGCCCAAUGGAGUGGAGGUCAGGGAUGGGUUACUAUGGUUUCUGCCUGUGCAGAUGUCUCAUAAUGGAUCCUACGCUUGUGAGAAAAGGGAUGGGACUGGAUUGAGGAUGAAGUUUGAGCUGUCAGUAUCCAGUGGAAAGUGUCCUGAACUAUCUGAGACCAAAUCAAUCCCCAAGGGAGUCAGUGAAGGUCUUCCCUGCAAACAGAAAGACAUUUUCCAACUGAAUGCUACAAGAAACAUACAAUGGCUGAAGGACUGCCAACCAGUGCAGCCUCAAGGGCAGCACAUCUAUGUGCAUGACAACGGCUUCAUGAGACUCCUUCCCGCCUCAGAGGUGGAUGCUGGGACAUACACCUGCCUAAUAGAAAUUAGCUUGGAUGGCAGAGACUACACCGCGGCACGCAGCAUCCAGCUGACUAUUGAAAACGAAAUUCCAGUCUUUACUGAGAUUGAAAUGGUGUACCCUCAACAGGAAGUGGUCAUCGUAGAAGUGGGUAUGAGAGUAGAGCUGCGGUGUCUAGCCUACGUAGGCUUCAGUGAGGACAACGACAUUUUAAUGUACUGGACUGUUAACUCGACGUACGCUGAUGACUACAAGGAGCUCAACGAGUCCUGGAAAUAUAUUCACGAGAGAGGCAGAGUGUAUAGUUUCUCCACUCUGUCCAUCUCUACAGUUCUUCAUCAGUUCCUGAAUGUCCCUAUUCAUUGCCAUGUAGUGAGCCCAGCUGAUAACAAAAGAGGCUCGGUGUGUCUUCAACAAGCUGACCACAGUGCUCUCCACACCAGUAUUGCACUCUGCCUUGCUGCACCCCUAACCAUUGUGGCCUUGAUUGCUGCCUUCCUGUUGUUUAAAGUAGAUCUCGUGUUGGCUUACAGGAAACUAUUGAGGCAUUUUUCCAAACAACACAUUUCAGAUGGGAAGCUCUAUGAUGCCUAUGUAAGCUUCCUUCAUCCUGACACCAGCUCAGCUGACACGGAAAGCUUUGCUUUGCAGAUCCUGCCUGAAAAGCUGGAGAAACAACAUGGCUACUCCUUGUACAUCAGAGGACGUGAUGACUGCCCAGGAGAAGCGGUUCAUGAUGUUAUUGCUGCUACAGUGAGCCAGUGUCGCAGACUGAUAAUCAUCUUGUCACCUAAGACAAAAGACUCCACUCAUGGUGAAAAAGAAGAAAAGUUCUUACGUGACAACCAAGACCAGCUGAGCUACGAGCAGAAAACUGGCCUUUAUGACACUUUGACUCAGAGUAACCCCAAAGUGAUUCUGGUGGAAAUCGAUGGUCCGGUGGAUUACAGCUGCCUGCCAGAGUCUCUGCGCUAUAUCAAGAGGAAAUAUGGAUCUCUGAAGUGGAAGAAGCCCUCCCCCGGGACACACAAAUUUACAAAAUUAUGCUCGAACAGAAAAUUCUGGAAGAAUCUGAGGUAUUACAUGCCCUCAGUGCCAGACUAUUACCUAAACCAAGUGAAAAACUGAAUUUAUCCAUUGUGUUCCAGAUGGGAUGUGUUAUAUUAUGGGUUAUUACCACAGUGAAGUCCACCGUCCAAUGCAUGAGGAUAAACUAAGCUUUCCACUAAGGUCUAGUCCUGUACCAGACUUCCUCACCUGGCCUUGUGGGCUAAUAGACCUGGUAACGCUAGCACCUGUCUGAGAGUUUAAAACAUUUAACUUAUAUCAAAUCAGUUGUAUGUUCAACAACUUUCCAACUUUCACCAAAGGUCCAGUUCAGCAGAAAUGUUUGUAUGCUUUGAGCUGGAACUAUGAAUUACUCUGUUUUACAAAAUUAUGUUUCUCAUGUGUCCUUCUCCUAUUUCCUUUUUUUUAAAAAAAACAUGGUCCUUACUGACUGCUGCAGAGCAGUUUUAAUUCCUUUUACCUUUUCUUGGUCAGCUUGACAAACAUGGUUCAGAGAAAGAAUCUUCAGUAGUUUGAUAAGAAUCAGAAUAGAACAUAUAGAGCACAGAUAUCGACACAGUCAGUGCAGAACACCAUUGAUGGAGAUCAGCAGCACUUUAAGCUGUCAUUUCCUCCAGGCAGCCGUGGCCUAGAGAUUGCAGAAACGUGACGGCUUGGAGGGUCACUGGUUCGAUUCACCCUGGACUGGCAGGAAAUUUUGCCGGCUGAUGUGCCCUUGAGCAAGGCACUUAACCUGCCACUUCACCCUGAAAUGGCAGCCCACUGCUCCUGUGUGUUUCACUGCAUGCUGCAUGUGUGUGUUCAAUCAGUGAUGGGUUAAAUACAGAGAAGAAUUUCAGUGUAUGUAAACAUAUACUGACAAUAAAGGUUUGAAGUUUAAGUUUAAGUAUUAUCCCAGCAGAAAACAUUGUAUUCAGUGUUUCAGGUCGACAUUUAACUGUCAAUAACUGUUUUUACCUCAUUUUUUUCUGAAAUUACUGUGUGUGUUCAGUAUCUGACUGCUGCCUGAACGUGUAUUGAAUGUUUAUUGCUCAUAUUUGAGCCAACUAGUUUGCACUUAAAUUUCUACAUGUGUACUUAUUUCUAGGGUAUAUAAAAGAAUAUUUAUCUUUGUAUUGACAAGACUGCUGUGUUGAAUAUUGAUUGAAGUCAUGGAUUGGUUGCAUUCAAUAUUUCUUUUCCUUACUUAAGAACUGAUGGAAAGUAUUUGAUGUAUUCAUAUGACUAUUGUUAUUAUUAUUUUAUUUUUUUAUGUACUGUAUUAUACUGUAAAAUUGUGUUCUCUCCAUGUGACUGUAGGUUAAAUGUGUUCACUGUGACAGAUGAUUAAAGAUAUUUUAUUUUUA